This is a messenger RNA of Pangasianodon hypophthalmus (striped catfish), 2294 nucleotides long. RefSeq names its product TruB pseudouridine (psi) synthase family member 2 (gene trub2). The record is from RefSeq and is a predicted model, not a curated record. Gene Ontology annotation, biological process: pseudouridine synthesis; RNA processing. Bases 586 to 1638 code for a protein of 350 amino acids. Gene Ontology annotation, molecular function: pseudouridine synthase activity; RNA binding. The transcript has 8 exons. NCBI's taxonomy places the organism in Eukaryota, Metazoa, Chordata, Actinopteri, Siluriformes, Pangasiidae.
GAAUGAUGGGUAUGGAGUGCCAUGUCCUGCUGAGGGACAAAGGGUAAGCAUGCCCUCAAAGUCAGCCAGCUGCUGGGGAGGAAGGAGACUCGGACCACACUUUUACAUCCCCAGAGUGACGGUUUAGUGGAGCACUGGCCACUCAGUUGGCUAUUCUGACUACAGAGCAUCAGCAAGACUGAGGAAGCCUACUGUGGGCCUACUGCUGAGCAGUUCAGGAGGUUGCACCCGGCAGCACUGAUGAUAAGGAGAAAUCUCUGCACGUCUGUAGACUUGUAACUUAGUUUUAGAGCCAGAAACCUCUCGACUGCCUGGACUGGAGUACUUCUCCAAGCUGCCUGAAAGACAUUUGUUUUGCUAGUCCACGAGCUAGCUCAUUGUACUCUGCUAGUAUACUUUACCACACCUCCGACCGGUAGAGGGCAGCCUUAAGCGCACAACAGCAGUAGUGUUUAACCCCGAAGGAAAACACACGCUGUGUGACACUUGCUUAUUUGCGUGUGUUUUAAACAAUGUGAGGUUGUUGUUUUACUUCAUUCAGUUGGUAAACAAAAAGGAGUUAAUGUCGUAAAAACAGCUAGUGUAAUGGCUUCGCCAGUUGCACGCCUUUUUAGUAAACUAGACGGUUUGUUUGCUGUGUACAAACCUCAAGGAGUUCACUGGAAACUUGUCCGGGACUCGAUAGAGACAAACCUUCUGAAAGCGGUUAACUCGUGUCCUGCAGCCCCCCCGCGCUCUAAGGUCCACUUCCAGCUUUUACCGAGUGGAGAAUGCAGCAGCUCCAGCCAGCUCACUGUCACCAAGUCCAAUCUGCCUGCUCUGGCUGAUCAUCCUCUGGUGACAGGACCAAGGUUUCAUAAGAUCCGUGUUGGAGUUGGCCAUCGAUUGGAUGCAUUUUCCUCCGGAGUAUUAGUUCUGGGUGUGGGGAAUGGAAACACUGCCUUGGAGAGUCUGUACAGAUCACAUGUGACCAGGGAAUACACACUGGAGGGGGAGUUUGGAAGGGCUACAGAUGAUUUCACUGACACUGGACGAGUUAUAGAGCGAAGCACAUUCGAUCACAUUACUAACGACAAGCUAGAGAGAGUGUUGGCCAUGAUCCAGGGAGCCAAUCAGAAAGCUUUAAUAGCGUACUCUCAGGUGGACCUGAGCACUCAGGAGGCUUAUGAGCUGGCAGUGAAGGGGCUGUUGCGCCCACAGGAUAAAAGUCCUCCCAUUUUAACUGGUUUACGAUGUCUCAGCUUUAAACCACCUCAAUUCACGCUGGAGGUUCAGUGCGUGAAUGAAACUCAGCAGUUCCUUCGGAAACUGGUGCAUGAGGUGGGGUUGGAACUGCGUACCAAUGCAGUCUGCACCAAGGUGCGUCGCACACGGGAUGGUCCUUUUAAAAUGGAGGAUGCUCUUACUCACCACCACUGGACUGCUGAUGAUAUUAUACCAGCUAUUGCUAACUUUCGCCGUACUACCCGGAAAAUCCGGAAGAAUGACAUUUACAGGCAAGUCGAGCAGUCAGACUCCACCACACAGACUCAAGACCAAACAAGGACUAGUACUCGUCAGUUAGAGUCUGUUAGCCAAGAGAAAGCAGGAUCACUGAAUCCUUCUUCAGAAAUGUCUGUUGACUCCAGGCAAUUCUAAUGUCCUUUAAUACUGAAGGUGGAUUAAGACCCAGUUAUUCCAUGGUGGAGAUCUGUGUUCUGACUAUUUGUUAAACGAACCUUCAAUAUAUUUAUUGUUGUAUAUUGUUAUAUAAGAGGGUGAGUCAGAUGAAAAUCGUGCAACAUUUAAAAAAAAAAAAAAAAAAAAAAAAAAAAACCUGGAAUAAUUUUUUUUCUCGAGCAAACCGAAGAGCUGGAACACUUGCAUUGAACGAAAUGGAGAUUAUGUAGAAGAAUGUUACACUUUUGUGCCACUAUUUACAAUACACAAUGCAAAAUAAAAAGGAAUAACAUUCGUUUGACUCAUAUUAUGUAGGAAAGACCUGAAAUGCUGACCAUUAUUUUUUUUUUUCCAGUCACAUUUGAUGAUUUUUUUUUCUUGUCUUGUAACUUUACACUUAAACCAUUCAGAUCUAUUGAAUGGUCUACCUGCAGUUGAAGAUAAGUUUAGGCCUGUAUACUUGCGCUCCCUGCCUGUGGUUUAUGUACAGUAUGGAUGUUCUUUCCUGUGUGUGUCAUCUUACUGUGUGUUGUAUUAAUGAGAUAAGAUAAACAAGACAUUUGUUGACAGUGAAAGUGUUUGGUCUGUGAUGGUUCUCUUGACAUUUUAAACAUUAAAAUAGUUAAUUAUUAAAA